AAAAGAGUUUUACAAGCUCUGUUAUCAGAACUCUUACCUUUAACCGAUCAUGAGCGAGGAUGCUAAGAGUUCCAUCAAAUUUAUAACCGUACCAGCUUUUGCUAAACCUAGAGUUAUAGAUAUCUUAUUUACUAUUGUGGCGGCAGCAAAAAAGAUGAUCAAAAUUACGUCUGUCUAGCUUUCAAUGUUCAUGACUUUUAGCCCGCCGCAUAGACAGCGGGGCCUUAGCAUUACUGUUCCGUGUUUACCCUUUAGGGACGGAACCCUAAAAAAUAAUACCAAGAAUAACCGUCACUUAUCAAUCAUGUUCAUUCCCUCGUCUGCCUAAUAGCAAAUAAACUUGAGAUUGAAUUUUAUCAGUCGAGUAUGGUGUGAAGGUUUUACUAUCAGUUAAAUUAUGAUGACCUCAAUAAUCUUUUGUAAUAUUCAGGUAUAAAUGUUCAAUUAUUACGAACAAUGGACAGUAGUUGUAAUUAAUUCAACAUGCUUCCCUUGCUUUUGUUUUUCGCGUUCGUUAGUUGUGUCGUAUCGACACCAGCGGGGAAAUCCCUAGCUGACCUCAAGAUAGUUGGUGGUGAGGACAUCGAUAUCACUGAAGCUCCUUACCAAGUGUCACUUGUGCGAAGGGGAAGGCAUGCUUGUGGUGGUGCCAUUAUUGAUGAUGAUAUUGUAUUGACUGCUGCACAUUGUGUUAGUGGAUCAUCACCUUACGAAUUCCAAGUACGAGCGGGAUCUUCAUACAGCUAUGGAGGCGGCCAUUUAUACCCCGUGGGAGACAUCCUGUGGAACCCAAACUUCAACUAUCGUAACAUGGACCAUGAUAUUGCCAUCCUCUGGAUGUCCAGACCCUUCAACUUUAGCGACAGUAUAGCGCCAGUAGAGCUUAUGAAAACUCAUGAAGAAAUUGAUGAUGGUGAUCUUACUAUGGUGACUGGAUGGGGUAAUAUUUUUGAAAAUGGCGGCUACCCGAGUACGCUCCAAAGGGUUUUUGUUCCUAAGAUGAACACGAAGGCUUGCGACGCUGCAUACAAACCCGUCUACACCAUCACAUCCAGGAUGCUCUGCGCUGGUACUGAGGAAGGUGGAAAGGAUGCUUGUCAGGGCGAUAGUGGCGGUCCGCUGGUCUACAACAAUAAACUGGCUGGCAUCGUGUCCUGGGGUCUCGGAUGUGCCAGACCCGAAUACCCGGGAGUCUACUCCAAAAUUUCGGAACUACGUCCCUGGAUCGAUCGCAACAUGUUUAACUUACGUCUAAGACAUUCAGUACGAUUUCCUUAAUAAUUUAAAUUAAUACCGAAUAAAUAUUUAAAUCUAUUUGCGAUUUUAUUUGAGAAUCAUUCCGCACCUGUUAUCUUUUAAAAUGGUAUUCUGUCAUAAAUGCAAG
This is a messenger RNA of Trichoplusia ni (cabbage looper), 1384 nucleotides long. RefSeq names its product vitellin-degrading protease-like. The record is from RefSeq and is a predicted model, not a curated record. Gene Ontology annotation, biological process: proteolysis. Lineage: Eukaryota; Metazoa; Arthropoda; Insecta; Lepidoptera; Noctuidae. Gene Ontology annotation, molecular function: serine-type endopeptidase activity. The transcript has 5 exons. Bases 484 to 1278 code for a protein of 264 amino acids.